Pteropus alecto (black flying fox) is the source of this 2126-nucleotide messenger RNA. RefSeq names its product zinc finger C2HC-type containing 1A (gene ZC2HC1A). The transcript is spliced from 10 exons. Bases 129 to 1331 code for a protein of 400 amino acids. Lineage: Eukaryota; Metazoa; Chordata; Mammalia; Chiroptera; Pteropodidae. The record is from RefSeq and is a predicted model, not a curated record.
AGGGGCUCGCCACCCCGCCCCUGAUCCUGCCUGGCGCACGCCUGGUCUUGCCUGACUCCUCGGUGUCCUGUUAGCAAUCACAGCCGCUGGCCAGCUUUUAUUUUCCCUGCAAAGUGGACUCUCCGUUGAUGUCCACGGCCUCCCCACCUCCACUGUUUGCUGCUGCCCUGGGGUGUGUCUCCAGCCUCGAUCCUCUGACACUUUCCUUGGCCAGUUUCCCUAGAAAAUGGAAGUGUCCAAGUUGGAGAAUUAUUACCUUGCAAGAUAUGUGGAAGAACAUUUUUUCCAGUGGCGUUAAGAAGAAAAUGAUACAUUGCAUUUCUUCAUCUGAACAGAAAAAACAUGGACCCAUUUGCCAGAAAACUGCCACUAAAAAACGGAAGACUUUUGAUUCAAGCAGACAAAGAGCUGAAGGAACUGAUAUUCCGACAGUAAAACCUCUUAAACCUAGGCCUGAACCACCAAAGAAACCAUCUAACUGGAGAAGAAAACAUGAAGAAUUCAUUGCCACCAUAAGAGCCGCUAAAGGCCUUGAUCAGGCGCUUAAAGAGGGGGGCCGGCUUCCUCCUCCUCCCCCACCUUCUUAUGACCCCGAUUAUAUUCAGUGUCCGUAUUGCCAGAGGAGAUUUAAUGAAAAUGCAGCUGAUAGACAUAUAAAUUUCUGUAAAGAACAGGCAGCACGUAUUAGUAAUAAAGGCAAAUUUUCUACUGAUACCAAAGGAAAAGUGACCUCUCGGCCACAGUAUAAGCCGCCUGCACUUAAAAAGUCAAAUUCUCCUGGCACGGCGUCAGGAUCGUCACGGUUACCACAACCAAGUGCCAUUAGCAAGACCAUUGUAGGUGCGCCUUCAGGUAAAGCGUCUUCCGUUAGCGGCCCUUUGGGAAGCAAACUUCAGACCUCAUCGCCCUCUCAUAAGGGGGUAGCAGCCCCCCACGCAGGUAAGAUGGACAAUUUAGGCCCUCCACUUCGAACUGGAAGACAUAUGCAAAGGUUGUAUGACAGUGAUACAAAAUCAGACAGUGCCAUCAAAAGACAUGAGUUAUUACCCAUUUACAAAGCUAACAUCAGACCUCGAAACUCCACACCACCUAGUUUGGCACGAAAUCCCGUCUCAGCUGUUCUUACAAGCAAGAGAAAAACACACGCUGAGAGCUACAUGGCCAAGCCAGAUGGCGACUUCGUGUCAGCACUCAAUGGCGGAAACGUGAAAGGCCUUGAAGGGAGCUCUUCGGGACACUUACCAAAGUUCUGCCACGAGUGCGGGACCAAGUUCCCCGUGGACUGGGCCAAGUUCUGCUGUGAGUGCGGCGUCCGGAGAAUGGUCCUGUGAUGGAACCCGGGAGGGACAGCUAAGUCCACGGCGCGGUGGCCCUUGCUGCUUCUAGCUCCCGCGCCGCCGCUAGCUAUUUUGUGCUAAAAUUGUUCAAAACACUUUUUUCAGCCGUUUUUGGAGCAUAAUCCUUUGGCCAUGUAACGUGCGUGCGUGUAUAUGUACAUAGACUGUAUAUAGUAAACACCGAUACCCACACAGUGCCGCCGCGGGGCGCGUCACUCACCUGUCAAGAUGAUCGCAAGGACGUCGUUCACGUAGGUGUUUCUUCUGUGCCGUUGUUGUUAAAGCACAUUAAGUAAACGUCUCCAAACCCGCAAACCCUAGUGCUCAGCCCUUCAUGCUUUAGGGUCAAUGUUACUUUGAGCAAAAAAUCAGAAUAAACAUUUUCAUUAUUUGUGCCUGUUUUCAGACAGUGUGUAUCUUAGUACGUGGGAUGCUCGGAAUUUUGGAAUGGAAGAGAAUAUUUUUAGUUACAAUUAGUUAUGUGAGGUCAUUUUCAUGUCUAGCUCUUCAACAACUAAUUUUUUAAAUAUUAAAAAAAAAAAAACCCUGAGGUCUGUGUUACCCUUUACUUAGUGUGUGAUUAAUUAUAUAAUUUAAAUAUCUUUACUCAUUAUCUGAAGAUGUGAUUAUGCAAUUUCCUUUUCAGAGGCGCAGGCUGAUAAUACAAAUGUAUCCCAUUCUAGUUAUAAUUGAAUGAUUUUUUUUACCUCUGUAUUAUUUGAAAGGAUAUUCUUUUUACUUCCAACUGCAUCUUCGAAUUUCAGUUUUUUCCUUCUUUUCUAUAACCUC